ACUUCCAGGCAAACGAAUGGUCUGGGAAUUUGUAUUGCCACAGACCACUCAUGCUUUCUUAUUCUGGACAGCAGCAUAAACCACAGACUAUGUCUUAACGUUUGAUGUAAACCCUUUUACUAGUAAAACAACAGAGAAAAGACAUAAGAAUAACCAGAAAAGAGCCGCAGUAUUUGUUGAAAUCUUGUGAAACUUUUUAAUUGGUGACAUGUUUCAACAUUUAGAAAGAAGUGCUUUUUAUAUUUCCAGCUGAGUUUGCUCUAUUAAUUUUUAUGUAAAUUAAUAUAAAACUAUGGGACGUAGUGUGAAUAAUAAAGCUCUUUAUUGCUUUGCCCAAACAAUUAAGGCAAAAUGCAACUGUGAGAUCCUGAUAUGCUUGAGCCAUCACUUCAUUGUGCUGGCUCUAGGAAACAAUUCGCUUCCGAGGUACAAAGUUUUUAUUUUUUGUAGGUUCGUCCUUAAAGAAAAAUACUUUUACGAUGCUACAAAUGGCACCUGUGCUAUGUGUUGACUUUUUUAUCCUAUUUUCUUGUUGAGCUCACCAGGACAGUUAUCUAGCAAAUUUUUCUCUGUUAAUCUCAAAUGGGAUCUUCUGUGUAAGAGCAAGUAAAGAAACGUAAAGAAAAUUCAGGAAGACAGUCCAUUACUAGGUAAAUUUAUUCUUAAAUUCUGGGAAAAGCUUGAGUCCAUUGUACAAAAACAAGCAACCGGUUCUGUCCUUCUGACCUUUGCAGCUGUUCUGCUUAAAGCCAUAGGGAAGAAGAUCCAACCAGCCACUGGGAACCACCUAUGCCUUUCAAACAACUUGUCAACAUUUUGCAUUGCUUUGCAUUAAUUUGUUUGAUGGAUGACAAGAAGUUGCACACUUUGCAUUCAGUUCUGGGCUCUGUCGUUGCCUUGGAUAUUUCUCCAAGACAACUCACCCUUUAAAGUCAUAUCUGUUACAUCUCAUUGCCAUGACGUUAACUCCUUUUCCACAACUGCAGGAAAUGUUUUAAGAUCUGUUUAAAGGUAAUAUGGAAUAGUAGAAAUCCAUUCAUCCAUUAGCUAGAGGCUAGAAGGCGGGGUACAAAAUUCAGUUUCUGGACAGAAACAGAAUUUUAUUUAGUUCACAUUACAGUAUAGGGGAUUCAAUUCUGUUCCAGAAUUUGUUCAAUUCAUAUAUUUAAAAUAUAAACCAUUAUGUAUAUAUACAACCAAUCACAUCCAUGCAUACUGACCAGCCAUAGCAGCAGUUUCAUUUUCAUCUUAAUUAUUAGAUGUUAACUCACAGUCGCUAUUGCAAUAAGAAUGUGUGCAAUAUCGCAAUCAUAAAUUACCUAAUGGAUUGAAUAUUUAUUGGGCUAUAAGACUUAAGGCACCAUGCAUUAAAAUUUUGCCUGAUGAUAAUAUCUUUAACCAUUUGCAUUUCUUUUUACUUUUAAUGCCUAUAACGAAUAUAGAUAUUUGUGACUGUUAUCAGAAAGCUUAUGGAUAGUGAUAUAUGCAUUGUGAUGAUGCAAAAUAAAAAGAAUUGUAAGAUAAAUGUGCUUUUAUCACAACCAGUAUUGUCACAAUAUUUGGAAAUAAUAUUGCAAUAUCAUUCUUUAAUGGUAUGCAUUCCCAAUAAUUUUGAUGCCAUCCAUACUGAUUCAGUUGAUUUUUUUUUCCAUGUCACACAAGGAAACAAUGCAUUUGAUGUGUGGCCCCACCAGUACAUCUGCAUGUGGGGCCACAACCUAGCUGAAAUGUUGUGAAUUAGAAGCUGACAAAUCCAUCAUCCUAAACACUUAAACACCUCUGCUCUUCCUCAUAGAAAUCAUUUGAAGAAAGUAAUAAACAAAUUCUGUCACUAUCCUAGCGUCUAACUAACAAUACCCAGGUCUUUUGACCUAACUCAUACAGUUUAAAACCAAAACUACAAAAUACUAAGAAAUCAUAUGUAAACUUGGUUUGUGGUGGAGAGUUGUGGCAGCAAAAGCAGCAGAAGAAGCAAAUCCAAGACAUGAGGCCCAUCUACACUGCCAUGACUUAGCAGUGACCAUAGUGGCUUUGUGUCGAGGUGAUUUAUCUCCUUUAUGUACUAGUGUAGCUGCAUCCCAGUGCUGUCUCAUAGAGUUGUUUAAGGCUGCAGCUGUGGGUGUGGUGUAGUCUUUGAUAAACUGGGUAGAAUCGUCAUAGUAAAAUACUAGUUGUAAACAGAGAGUGGUGAGAGCACAGGAAGGUAUCUUAAGGUUAAGGAAAAUAGGAGGCACACUUUAGCAGUGUCAAAUUUACCUUCUCUCUAAAAAAAGGUUUUCCAAAUUUUCUGCAAUCCAGCUAAGAUUAUUAUUCAAAUUAAAGAAGGCUUAAAAACAUUCUGAAAUGAAAACCUGUCAUCUGCUUUACACAGUUGGUCCUUAAGAAAAAGGAAACAAUUUUCACUUUUAAAGGAUCUUAAUUCUUUUGGAUAAUUUGGAACGUCUCUAAGCAGUAACCAGGUGGUGCAAUAAACUGCAGCUCCAGCGUUAAUAUCUAUUCAGCCACAUUUCAACAUAAUGCCAGGAUUAUCAAUAAUGCUAAAGAUCUUCAUUAUAAAAAGGUUUUUGAAGUGUUUAAUUUCUGGUUUAUAUUCAAGAAAUGUUUCAAACUCGUCCCAUGUGACAAUGAACAGCUCUGGUUCCAGAUGUGAUGGAAAACGUGCAGAAACUGUUCCAGCUGACUUGUAAAAUGACUGAGCAUUUAUACUGGUAAGACUUUAAAAAGUUAAUUUGUAAAGAAACUGAAUUAGCCGAACUAGACAGAAUACCACAUGUAUCCUGGCUUGCAUCUGAGACUAAAAGUGAAAAACUAUAAAAACAAAACCUUUGGCCUCAGAUGCAAGCUCUGAUCUAUGGGAUUUUGUCUAGUUGAAAUCACAACCUUCAGAGUGGUUUUUUUGUGUUUUAUGUGACAGACCGUCAAAAAAUAGUGCAUAUUCAUAAAGUGAAAGGCACAAAGUUUUAAAUUUGUAUUCAUGUAGAUUUUAUUUUUAAAAUGAUGCCUUGCAUUUAUAUUUAGCUCAGCUCUGCUAAUGCUUUUCAGAGCCUCGUAUCACUGCACUUAAACCUGCAACUGGCAUGUCCUUACCAGUUUUGAACAAGUAGAGACAGUUUUUUUUUUUUUUUUUUUUGCCACUUAUUUGACAGAGAGAGUCAAUGCAGAGCAGUUUUUAAGUGUUGCCACAGAUUCGUAUUGGAAUUUUGGUCCGGACUUUGACUGGCCUAUUUCAAAACAAGCACAUGCUUUAAUAUAUUCUAGUGUAGCUCUGUCUGUAUGUUUAUGGUUGUUUCCUUGCAUUUCCCUCACUCUGAAGUCUUUUUCAGCCUAAUAGGUUUUCUUCCAAACCUAGCCUUUUUAGAGCUAAAUCCUUCUUUCAUUGAUCAUCUUCCCCAUCCCUACUCAAAAAACGCAUCUCCGGAGCAUAACACUGUCACCGACAUGUUUCACUGUGGUUGAUAUGCUAAGGUACUGAGAAAAGUUGUGAUUUUUUGUUUUGUUUUAUUUGAUCAGAAAAUUCUUCCACUUGUUUGCUGUGUCCUUAUAUAGCUUAUGGCAUUGCUUGUAGAGUUCACAGCUAGUAGUUGACCCGUCAAUUAAUGAUGGAGUUGCACAUCCUAACACCGCAUUAAACUUCUGCACAACUUUAUUCCAGACCUCUCUGCUGUUUUCCUUGCUCUUCAUGUUGCUGCUCACCAAUGUUCUCUAACAGUCCUUAGCAGCCCUAGCUUCUGACCAUUGACGGUUGGACUGUAUGUUAUUUAGGCGUCAAAUGAAAUGCUUUAAAUUCUUGGAUGUAACGACAGAUGACAGUGAUCAGAUCAAAGGAUAUAAAUACUGCUCUAGAUUUAUUUUCUACUCCGUACGUCAAGGGUUGCAAUAACUUCCAGAGCAGCUCCACUAACAUAUUGACAGAUUUCACAUUUCACAUAAAAUUAAAGCACCGCCAACCUCCAGAUCCCAAAGUAGGAGACCGACAUCUGAGGGUGUCAAAUGGAAAGCAGGUAAAACAUUAACUUUUGUUCUGCUGACAAGAUACUGCCACUGCUUCCUUAUUAGUGGAAACAGGGGAAAGCUUGGGACCAGAUGUCAUUCGCUAAUUGAGGAAAGGAGUUCGGCUGUUACCUCGGUAACCCAGAAAUCAGCACCCGUGCUCCUCUGACCAAUCAGACUGAAGACAUUGCCGUUCAGAGAGAGAUACAACAUCAGCCUGAGCAGCUGUGAUGUUAAGCAGGACUGCUUUUUUCAAAAUACCUUCUUUUUUUUUUAAAGAAGAAUGCAUUUUUCUAAAGUGACAGGACAUCUAUUUGGAGAACUUCACAAGAACUGCUUAACAUAGAAAUUCAAUCUUCCUAUUUUUUCUUUAAGUACUUUUAUGUUUUUUCUGAGCUUGAGCACCAGCAUUUUUGUCUUUUUCUGGUGCGGUGGUGGGGAGGGGGGUUAAUGGCGUGGUUUCAUCUGGCUCGGGUCAAAGUGAACUGGACAGCACUUUUAAUUUUGGCCCACUUCACAUACCUGCUGAUCGGGGCCAUCAUCUUCCAGAUUCUGGAAAGAGAAGCCGAGAGCAACAACAGAAACCACUUCCAGCUAGAGAAACUACAUUUUCUGGCUAAUUACACCUGCUUGGAUGGUCCUGCCUUGGAGAAGUUUGUCCAGGUGAUUUUAUAUGCCUGGGAAAAGGGAGUGAACCCCUCAGGCAACUCAACCAACCCCAGUAACUGGGAUUUCAGCAGCUCCUUCUUUUUUGCAGGCACAGUCGUCACAACAAUUGGUUACGGAAACCUCUCCCCGAGCACUGUGUCCGGUCAGGUGUUUUGUGUGUUUUACGCACUCUGUGGUAUUCCUCUGAACCUGGCUUUCCUGAAACAAAUGGGCAAGUGUCUGACCAUUCAUCUGGGUCGACUAGAGACAGGAAUGGUGGCGGUUGUUCCUCACAAGAAAGCCGUGGAAGCCCUGGCAGUCAGUUUGUUCUUCAUCACCGGCAGCCUGCUGUUUCUUGUCAUCCCUCCUCUUCUGUUCAGUUAUGUGGAAAGCUGGACGUUUGGAGAGGCCUUCUACUUUGCCUUCAUUACCCUCAGCACCAUUGGUUUUGGAGAUUAUGUAGUGGGCACCGACCCAGGGAAGGAGUACAUCUCCCUGUACCGCUGCCUUGCAGGCAUUUGGAUCAUCUUCGCGCUUGCUUGGCUUGCCCUUAUUCUCAACAUGGGAGUGAGGAUUAUGGAGAACCUGGUUAUCCUGACUCACCCAGGUUUUAAGAAGCAUGAAGAAGAGGAUGAGGACGUUUCCUCCAGUAAAUUAGAAGUCACAUCAAAGAUCUGACAAUGGACUUUAAAAUUCUUUCAAAUAAUAUUAUUCUGCUGGUUAAUACUUUAUUUAAUCCUUUUUUCUCUCUCUAAUAUCUUUCUUAAUACAAGACGAGGCAACAGCAGUUUUAAUACAUAAAUAUAUUGGUGAUAUAUUGUGUUCUACCUCAGUGUGAAAGCCUGCUUGAUCAGGAAUCAUCUGUUUUUUCCAUUCUAUGAUUGGUGUUUAUCUUCUCCUUGUUCUCUUCUGAUUCCCACCCGUAUGAUUAGAUGUUCAAACAGGAAGCUCAUAUCUGGGCUGUUAUUUCAUGACACCCUGUCACAUGGCGUGUGGGGGUGUGCGUGGGGCGGUGUGUGUGCGUGUGUUUUGUGUGUGUUCAUUGAUGUCAGUCCACAUCUGUGCUUGUGUGCUAACAGGAGACUCUAGUGAAUUGAGCACGGACGGCUAUCUUAAACCAACACAUUAAUCAAGAUGGUGAUGCGAGGUGGAAAAAAAGAGGAUGGCCCUCACCUGACACUACCUUAUGUUUUUCAGAAGACAAAAUUAAAAACACCAAAUACGCAUAUCUGACAUUCAUUCAAGAUGCCGUGCAAAGGAGCUCAUACACCUGGACCUUUUCCACAAUUUGUCACGUUGCAAUCACAAAUUUUUAUGUUUUUGUUCCUAUUGUAUUUGACCAACAUCAAAGUAUUGCACAAUGAUGGAGUGGAAGGAAGAGGAUGUAGGGUUUAUUAGCAAUAAAAAUCUUAAAUAUGUCGCA
Molecule: messenger RNA, 6061 nt
Organism: Xiphophorus hellerii (green swordtail)
Lineage: Eukaryota; Metazoa; Chordata; Actinopteri; Cyprinodontiformes; Poeciliidae
Product: potassium channel subfamily K member 16-like
Exons: 5
Coding region: 4441-5316 (291 amino acids)
Biological process (GO): stabilization of membrane potential; potassium ion transmembrane transport
Cellular component (GO): plasma membrane
Molecular function (GO): potassium ion leak channel activity; outward rectifier potassium channel activity
Source: RefSeq, a predicted model, not a curated record